AUGCGACUCGACGAGAUAGAACUCGAAGUUCUGCAAAUCAUCUUGCAAUAUGUCUACAAUUCCGUGGAAGGCACCUUGGUUCCGCUCGCUCAGGUGAACAAGUACUUUAACGAAGCGAUGAAGGUGGUGCUUCACAGCCAGAAGGUGUUCUACCUCCAUAACAGCAUACACCAAUCAUUCGAUGCCAAUGGACGGAACAAGUGGACCAAAACUUCAGCAAUUAACCAUGUUCGUCACUUGAGAGUAGAAUACAACCUGCCCUGGGAGACACGACCUGACUUCUCAAUCCCGUCGAGCUAUACGUUGUUCACAGAACGUUUCGAGCCCUUCAACAACUUCAUUCGAAGCAUUAGGAGUCUGAAAAGUCUCACUUGGAACGCUGGACCGCUUCCUCACACUUUACUGGAGACACUGAAAAUAAGCCAUCCUAAAGCACGACUGAAGAUAUGGUGCUACAAGCGCUUCCAAUCUGGCCUAGAUUAUUUGGACCCUUCUGAAGUAGCGUUGGCCAACUUUCCGAACCUCACACAUAUAAAAUUCGAUACCCGACAUGCCCGUUCACCACUACGCCCUCAUUCCCAAGCUCCGAACACAUAUAACCAUGCCGCAUUCAGGGCAAUAGUCUCGAGGAGUCCAUCACUGGAAUACGCUGGGCUAGUGCUCGACGACAACGCCUUUCUUCCUGAUAGGUCCGUUUUCCCUGAGUCUGACACAUCUGAUCACAAAUGCAGGUCAUUAAAAAGCUUGACGCUGGAUGGAUCUAGUUUUCAAUUGUCCAAGGAGAGCCUGAAGGAACUCAGCACAUAUAUUGAUAUCAGCCGACUUGAAACGUAUAAGUUCUCCAGAGGUAUAACUCGACUCGAUUACUUCACAUGCGCAGCAAGCAUGCUUCCAAAUAUCAAACAUUUGUCAUUGAACUUCGCCACGUUGCGCAACAAUUUCCACGACAAUGACAAUACCAUCUUUGUCCCAGCUAAAGAGUAUCUGCUGAAUUGUUCACCCCUAGAAACAGUCAGUCUGUGGUCCUGGUCAGGUGUACUCACCGUAAAAGAGUUGCUGAACCGACAUGGUGCGACGUUAAAGACGCUGCAGCUUCACGAAAAGCAAGCAUCUCUGAGCUAUGACUUUGGGAGAUCGGAAAGGACGACCCUGACGGCGGCUCAGAUACAGUCGCUACGUGCAGCUUGUCCAAGACUUUCUGGUCUGACGCUAGAUCUGAAUCAAGAAAAUUUAGGCUUUGACCUCCGAACGCAGCCUGAAACGUUAGAUGUGUUGGAAAUUGUAUCACACUUUACGCCACCAUUGCAGAAGUUGCAGAUAUACUUUGACAACAAUGGUCUAGCGCGAUAUCUGCAAGGAAAACUCACGUAUGAUCCCUCCAUUGGUCUACAUCACCACGAACUUGACACUUCGGACGAAGAUCAAGACGAAGAUGAGGACGAAGUUGAGGAUGAGGACAACAACGAAGUCGAUGGCCGCACUACCUUGGCGUCUUCGACUGGCCCUGCUAGCACGCACAGCAGUCUAGUCGAGCUAACUGCUAUUCACUCACCACUUCGAAAGAGGGCUCGCAGAGAUGGGAACACCAGCGAGAGUGUCGAAUCAGCAAGCGGUGGGAUAAACAGGGAACAGGUUCUCCGCAACUACGUCGAGUCGAUCUGGAAAUGCGUGUUUGGUGCUGCCACGACUGGGCAGAGGUCGCUGGAGGUGAAGUUUGGGGAAGUAGAGUCUAGGAGUUCGGCAGUAGUUGAUACGGCUAAGGCACACUUUUUAGCCUAUCCUCAUGUGCGCGACGACAAGCUCGGAGAAUGCACUAUUCGCAAGAGUACAAUCAAUUACAAGUGGUAG
Molecule: messenger RNA, 1848 nt
Organism: Lithohypha guttulata
Lineage: Eukaryota; Fungi; Ascomycota; Eurotiomycetes; Chaetothyriales; Trichomeriaceae
Exons: 2
Coding region: 1-1848 (615 amino acids)
Source: RefSeq, a predicted model, not a curated record